This is a messenger RNA of Dryobates pubescens (Downy woodpecker), 375 nucleotides long. Its product is annotated as serine racemase-like. The transcript is spliced from 2 exons. The record is from RefSeq and is a predicted model, not a curated record. Lineage: Eukaryota; Metazoa; Chordata; Aves; Piciformes; Picidae. Gene Ontology annotation, biological process: D-serine biosynthetic process; L-serine metabolic process; pyruvate biosynthetic process. Gene Ontology annotation, molecular function: pyridoxal phosphate binding; ATP binding; magnesium ion binding. Bases 1 to 357 code for a protein of 118 amino acids.
AUGGCAGCGAAUUCCUCCCGCCCGGCGCUAACUGAUGUCCAGGCGGCGGAGAGGCGGCUGCAUGGCCGGCUGCACCGCACGCCGGUGCUUACCUGCGGGGGCCUGGACCGGCUGGCCGGGCGGCGGCUGCUGUUCAAGUGCGAGCUCUUCCAGAGGACCGGCUCCUUCAAGAUCCGGGGGGCCCUAAACGCUGUCAGGAGUCUCGUUGAGGAAAGCGAGCGUGCUGGAGGGGGCCUGCCUCGGGCCGUGGUGACGCACAGCAGUGGUAAUCACGGGCAGGCACUGGCCUGUGCUGCCCAGGCUGAAGGUAACGCCACAGCCCAACCUUCGGCCCCAGCUCAGGGGCAGCCGAGCUAGGGGUGAAUACAGAGCUGC